This is a messenger RNA of Plutella xylostella (diamondback moth), 1933 nucleotides long. RefSeq names its product Transmembrane protein 43 (gene Tmem43). NCBI's taxonomy places the organism in Eukaryota, Metazoa, Arthropoda, Insecta, Lepidoptera, Plutellidae. Gene Ontology annotation, cellular component: nuclear inner membrane. Gene Ontology annotation, biological process: nuclear membrane organization; lipid metabolic process. The record is from RefSeq and is a predicted model, not a curated record.
AGGUUAUAUUUACAGGAAACAAUAUUUAUGUGGAGAUUGGAGAAUUCAACUAUUUUAAGUUCAAUUUAAUAAUACACGUAAAAAAUGCUUUGAUAAAUAAACUUUACAAAAUAAAAUUGCAAUGGUUUUGAAACAAUUGGAUUGGGCUUCAGUGAAAAAUCAAUUCAAGCAAACAUGGCUUACUACAUUGCUGAGUAUGGUUUUGUUUGCAGGAGUUACUUAUUUUCUAAUAUGGGCUGAGAGCCAAACUAUAAGAAGUAAUCUGAUGCUAGAAGAGCUAGUUUCGGCUGCAGUGACUGUAGACGUGCACUCUGAUGACGAGGUUAGCAGACUAGAAGGCAGAGUGGUGCACACUGUGGGUCCUUUACGGAUCCUGGAGCCAAUCACUGAGCCUGAUUACAAUAUUCAGGUCCAAGCCGUCAAGUUACGGAAAAGGGUACAAAUGUACCAGUGGAUUGAGGAAACUUCGGAUCAAGAACACUUCCUGACAGAGCCAGGUGACGAGUCACAGAAGACAUACUGGUACCACAAAGACUGGAGAGACUAUGUAGUGGACUCCAACCUGUUCUACAUCCGGCCCGGACACGAGAACCCGACUUCCAUGCCCCUGUUCAGUGAGACCCAUGUGGCUGACUAUGUCAAGAUUGGAUGGCUUAACUUAGGUCUGGAUGUAAAAAGGAAAGUGAAUGACUACUACGAGAUCUGGUCAGACUCCCGGCCGGAGCGCACUGACAUCAAGCUCCACUCCGGGUUCUACUUCCACGGCGACAGUGCCCUCGAGCACGAGAUUGGAGACUUGCGGGUGCACUUCUCUUAUGCUGGCAGAGAAGAGGAUAUUUACACAGCAGUAGGCCUAGUCGAGGCCGGCACCAUCCAGCCGUACACUGCGCCGAGCUUCCCCUCAGCUGACCCCAUCUCCCUGCUCCGGAAAGGCUCGUUCAGUCUGCAGCAGCUGCACGACCUGGAGCGGAGGGACGCGAAUGUUCACACCUGGAAGUACCGGUUCCUCGGCUUCAUCCAGGUCUUUGCGUCCGCCAUGACCUUGCACCCGGAUUGGGUUCCAUUGUUCCUGCAGUGCACCUGGGUGUCGAAUAAUCUCAGGCGAUGCAGCAGAGUCUGGGUUAAUUUCGUCCUCUCAGUUUCUUACACACUGUUUAUCGUGUCUCUACCCUGGCUGGUCCACAAGCCUAUGUUCGGCUUGCUAGUGCUCUGCCUCGCGGCGGCGCCGGCGCUGCACUACUCCACGGCACUAGCUCGCCCCGCCCCCCGCGAACCCCGCGACCCCCGCGCCCCCACGCGCUGGCAUAACGACUACCGCUGAAGUGAUAAACGAAGAUAUAUAGUGAAAUUGUGAAUACUAACAAGAGCAGGGGUGAUCGUAGGGCUGAGAUGUAAAGGUUGGAUUUUUUGUUUAAAUAUUAUGUGGAGUGUGAGGAGAUGUGUGUUUUGCUGACAGUACUUAUCUACCAAUUUUGUAAGGAGUAAAACUCAUCUAUGUACAAUAAUUUUUAAUUGAAAAUUUACUUAUGGCCGUCAUGCAUGAGUGCAUAACAGUGAAAAUGAUAAUUAUUUAAACUUCUCUAGUCAAAUUAGAUAGCUUAAAUAUAAGUGGAGAUGUACAUCAUAUAAAUUAGUAUCUAUCUAAGCCCCCUUCCAAUUAUAAUAAUAUUAAUUAUCGGAAUCAUCAUCAUCAUAGAACCAAGUCAAGUAGUCCGUAUACCUGUGAAUUUAAUCAAAUAAAAAAUAACGUACCUACCUAAUCAUAAGUAUGAGUUUAUGAACGUGUACUAACCUGUAAUGUACAUAAUUGAAUCAACUUGGUUGCCAAAGUAUAAUUAUAAAGUGUGAAUGUAACUUAAAAUGUACAUGAAUACGGAUGUAAAAAUAUGAAAUGCAAUAGAAAUAAAAAUAUUUACUCUUUAUUUAUAAAUUU